AUGGCGCCUAAGCCCACUGAUUCACAAACUUUGGGGGGGGGAGGGGGGUCUCCUCACACUGAAGUUGAAGAUGAGUAUGAGAAGCUGGUGAUUAAAAUGAACCCACCAAGGGUUACUGUGGAUAACACCUCAGACAUGGCAGCCACUUUGGUGAAGGUGGAUAGUGUUAACAAGUUUGGGAGCUUGUUAGAAGUUGUGCAGGUUUUGACUGAUCUGAAGCUUACCAUAAGAAGAGCUUACAUUUCCUCUGAUGGAGAGUGGUUUAUGGAUGUGUUUCAUGUUGUAGAUAGGGAAGGGAAUAAGAUUUACGACGGCGAAGUUAUCGAUCGAAUCGAAGAGUCGUUAGGAGCGAAAUCGUUUAGCCUUCGGUCUGCGACAAGAUCGGUCAGUAUUCAAGCUACUGCUGAAUACACUUGCAUCGAACUUCUAGGCCAAGACCGGCCGGGGCUCCUCUCGGAGAUUUUCGCGGUCCUCGUGAACCUCGAGUGCAAUGUGGUGGGGGCCGAGGUGUGGACGCAUAGUUUGCGAAUGGCUUCCGUAAUUUAUCUAACCGACGAGUCGACCGGCACCCCGAUCGAGGACCCUGAUCGGCUCAACACGAUGAAGAGGCUUCUAAGAUUUGUUCUGAAAGGCAGCGGAGAUAAGCGGAGUACUGCGAGGACAGCUAUUUCCGAAGAAGUGACCCACAUAGAAAGACGGCUUCAUCAGCUGAUGUGCGCCGAUCGGGAUUGCGCGCUGGGAGGUAGCAAGUGUUCGGACGAGGAAGAAGCUGAGCAGAGUGAGACGAAUAAGACGGUCGUGACGGUCGAGAGCUGCGUAGAGAAAGGGUAUACGGUCGUGAAUGUAAGGUGCAACGACCGUCCGAAGCUGCUGUUCGACGCUGUUUGUACUCUCACUGACAUGGAGUAUGUGGUGUUCCACGGAACUGUUAUCGCCGAAGGGCCAGAAGCUUAUCAGGAAUUCUAUAUCAGACACCUCGACGAGAGCCCCAUAAUCUCCGAAGCGGAGGGGCGGCGAUUAGUCCACUCCUUAGAAGCCGCGAUCGAGAGGAGAAACACUGAGGGAAUAAGGCUCGAGCUCUGCUGCGAAGACCGGUUCGGGCUCUUAUCGGACGUGACGCGAAUCUUUCGAGAGAACGGACUUUCUGUGACUCACGCGGAGGUCUCGACGAGGGGAGCUCAAGCAGUGAAUGUGUUCUACGUCAUGGAUGCGACAGGAGGUCCAGUCGAGAGCCAAACAAUCGAGGCGGUGAGAAAUAAAAUCGGGGAGAAAAUUCUGCAUGUUAGAGAUGAUCUCAAGUCGAAAUCGCCGACCAAGGACAGUGGGAGUUCCUCUUUCGGAAACAUGAUUAGGUCUAGGUCAGAGAAGUUUCUGUAUAAUCUGGGGUUGAUAAGAUCAUGCUCUUGAGAUUUAGUUUUUAGCAUUAAUCAGUGAGAACUUCUCAUCAACAGCUUGUUGAUCUUCAGUUUAUGGCCUUUGUAACAUAUCUGGGGAAGAGAGACCUCCUCCUCAUUUUGUAAAUAUAUGCCCUAAUCUCAUAAUCUGCUCAUCUGAACUGAUUUUUUU
Messenger RNA from Ananas comosus (pineapple), 1566 nucleotides. Its product is annotated as ACT domain-containing protein ACR4-like. The transcript has 8 exons. The record is from RefSeq and is a predicted model, not a curated record. Lineage: Eukaryota; Viridiplantae; Streptophyta; Magnoliopsida; Poales; Bromeliaceae. Bases 1 to 1407 code for a protein of 468 amino acids.